CUUCUCAUUGCGGGUCAACAAUGGAGUCGAAACGGAGCUCAACCGAAACGAAACGGCCGGCCAAUCACCCGCCUCAAUGAUCGCGGCCUGGCUUCGUUAACUAGGGCCCCGUUCGGCCGCCGUCGACAUCCAGCCCAGUCACCAACGCUGUCAGGCCUUGGCCCCUCCCCCACCGGCUACACACGGCACACCAAGCCGACCCUGCCACUGCGCGGCGGCGACCCUAGCCUCACAAAAAGCAAGGCGUGAGUGGGUGCUGCUGCUUUGGGCACGGAACUGGGCUGUGGGAGUGAUUGACUGUCUGACAAUCAGGAAAGGGAGGGAGUCACGCUGGCCGCCGGGAACGCUGUUUGGGUGGCUGGCCGGCGCCGCUACGUUGAGUCGGAGUCUGCGCUGCAUAUGCUGUGAGCCGAGCCCUCCUAGAGCCGCCAUAUUGCCCGGGACUCAGACUCUCAGUCUUUGCUGGUGCUGCUGUCUCCGACGCGACUUUGCUCCUAGACGCAGCACGGGUUUCUUUUUCCUUUCCUAGCGGCAGUCUCGUAGGUUUCUCGCUGCUGGCCUUGUCAGCCCAGCCCCUCCUUCCUAUCUCUUCUUCUAUUCCCUUCUCCAGGGAUUGAAGGUAUCCGAUUUCCCCGGAUAAGGUAGAACAGCCCGGAGGCCUAGCUCAGCCUAACGGAGCUACAGGACGAGAAAGAGCGCCGGCCCGCUUGGGCCUCGCAACGCAACACUGGCACUGUCGCGGUCGCCGAAAAGCUGGUGACGCAAAACUAAAAGGAGAAUACAAGAAAAGGUGGCACGCAAAGGAAGUUCAGUCAGGAAAGCGACACGGGACCCCUUCGGGCAAAACCCGGCGUAGGAAAGCCGGCUUUUCUAGCAGCCAUCGCCACUCGGAUUUUCCUAGGGAUGAGACGCAGUCCUGUCGGUUGCUGCGGCGGCGGCUUGUGCCGCCUGGGAUGAGAAAGUCUUCGGCCACACCCGCCGCAGCCGCCUCCUCUCUGCAUCGCCAUUGGCAGCGGCGCUCGGGAGCAGAUCGGGCCUCGGCAUUAGAACCAAGAGUAGCAGCAGGAAAAGGCGACGCUGUGUGGGGUUGAGUAUUAUGUAUUCAGUUUUUGCAAUUUCUCUAGUUGAGAACAGUGGGACUCAGGCUAAUUGAGAUGUGGAUCCAAAACACCACUAGCUGAAAAUUAUGCAAUGGUCUCUGCAAGAUGGCUUGUUCUUGAAUUGGAGCUUUUUAAAACAGAUCUACGCUGGUACUUCAACUUUAUUAAGCGGACUAUAAGUUUUUCUCUCUCAACAACUACAUAAGCAGACAAAAUUGCAAAAAUCUGCCCUGUUUCGAGUAUGACAGCCACGACUCGUGGCUCUCCAGUAGGAGGGAAUGACAGUCAGGGACAGGCUCCUGAUGGACAGUCUCAGCCUCCUAUCCAGCAGAAUCAGACUUCUUCACCUGAUUCUUCAAAUGAGAAUUCCCCAGCUACUCCCCCUGAUGAACAGGGUCAAGGUGAUGCCCCACCACAACUUGAAGAUGAAGAGCCUGCAUUUCCACACACUGAUUUGGCAAAAUUGGAUGACAUGAUCAACAGACCUCGAUGGGUUGUUCCUGUGUUACCCAAGGGAGAGUUAGAAGUUCUUCUAGAAGCUGCUAUUGAGCUUAGUAAAAAGGGUCUUGAUGUUAAAAGUGAGGCAUGUCAGCGAUUUUUCCGAGAUGGGUUAACAAUUUCUUUCACAAAAAUACUUACAGAUGAGGCAGUGAGUGGCUGGAAAUUUGAAAUUCAUAGAUGUAUCAUUAACAACACCCAUCGCCUUGUUGAACUUUGUGUGGCAAAGCUGGCCCAAGAUUGGUUUCCUCUUCUUGAACUUCUUGCAAUGGCCUUAAAUCCUCAUUGCAAAUUCCAUCUUUAUAAUGGUACACGUCCCUCAGAAACUGUUCCUGCUGGAGCUCAGCUAGCUGAAGAUGAACUUUAUGCUCGUCCUCCAGACCCACGGUCACCAAAGGGUUGGCUAGUAGAUCUCAUCAACAAGUUUGGCACCUUAAAUGGGUUUCAAAUUCUACAUGAUCGUUUUAUGAGUGGAUCAGCACUGAAUGUUCAGAUUAUUGCAGCUCUCAUCAAACCAUUUGGACAAUGCUAUGAGUUUUUAACACUGCAUACAGUGAAGAAAUACUUCCUUCCAAUUAUAGAAAUGGUUCCACAGUUUUUAGAGAACUUAACUGAUGAUGAACUGAAGAAAGAAGCUAAGAAUGAAGCCAAAAAUGAUGCUUUGUCAAUGAUAAUAAAAUCUCUGAAGAACUUAGCCUCAAGAGUUCCAGGACAAGAGGAAACAGUUAAAAACUUAGAAAUAUUUAGAUUAAAAAUGAUACUUAGAUUAUUACAAAUUUCAUCUUUCAAUGGAAAAAUGAAUGCACUAAAUGAAGUUAACAAAGUGAUAUCCAGUGUGUCAUAUUAUACCCAUCGACAUGGCAAUCCUGAAGAGGAAGAAUGGCUUACAGCAGAAAGAAUGGCAGAAUGGAUCCAGCAAAACAACAUUUUAUCAAUUGUGUUGAGAGAUAGUCUACAUCAACCUCAGUAUGUAGAAAAGUUAGAGAAAAUUCUUCGUUUUGUCAUCAAAGAAAAGGCCUUAACCUUGCAAGAUCUUGACAACAUUUGGGCUGCCCAGGCAGGAAAACAUGAAGCCAUUGUGAAAAAUGUACAUGAUCUGCUUGCAAAAUUGGCCUGGGAUUUCUCUCCUGAACAGCUUGACCAUUUGUUUGAUUGCUUUAAGGCAAGUUGGACAAAUGCAAGUAAAAAACAACGUGAAAAGCUACUUGAGCUAAUCCGACGUCUUGCAGAAGAUGAUAAAGAUGGUGUGAUGGCACACAAAGUACUAAAUCUUCUAUGGAAUUUAGCACAUAGUGAUGAUGUUCCAGUUGAUAUCAUGGAUCAGGCUCUCAGUGCCCACAUUAAAAUUUUAGAUUACAGUUGUUCACAGGAUCGAGAUACACAAAAAAUACAAUGGAUAGAUCGUUUUAUAGAAGAACUCCGCACAAAUGACAAAUGGGUAAUUCCAGCCUUGAAACAAAUUAGGGAAAUUUGUAGUUUGUUUGGAGAAGCGCCACAAAACUUAAGUCAAACGCAGCGAAGCCCCCAUGUGUUUUAUCGUCAUGACUUAAUCAAUCAACUUCAGCACAAUCAUGCUUUAGUAACUUUAGUUGCAGAAAAUCUUUCAGCAUAUAUGGAAAGCAUGCGACAGUAUGCUAAAGAGCAUGGAGAAUAUGAUCCACAAACUGUAAGACCAGGAAGUAGAUACAGUCAUGUUCAAGAAGUCCAAGAGCGGUUGAACUUUUUACGAUUUUUACUGAAGGAUGGUCAAUUAUGGCUCUGUGCUCCUCAGGCAAAACAAAUAUGGAAAUGUUUAGCUGAAAAUGCAGUCUACCUGUGUGAUCGUGAAGCCUGUUUUAAAUGGUAUUCUAAACUAAUGGGAGAUGAACCAGACUUAGACCCUGACAUUAAUAAAGACUUUUUUGAAAACAAUGUUCUUCAAUUGGACCCUUCACUCUUAACAGAAAAUGGAAUGAAAUGUUUUGAACGUUUCUUCAAAGCUGUAAACUGUCGGGAAGGGAAGCUAGUAGCUAAGAGAAGAGCCUAUAUGAUGGAUGACUUGGAGUUAAUAGGACUAGAUUAUCUUUGGAGAGUUGUAAUUCAAGGGAAUGAUGAUAUUGCCAGUCGAGCAAUAGAUCUGCUGAAGGAGAUUUAUACCAACCUUGGUCCAAGAUUACAAGUUAAUCAGGUAGUUAUCCAUGAGGACUUCAUUCAGUCCUGUUUUGAUCGUUUGAAGGCAUCCUAUGAUACUUUAUGUGUUUUGGAUGGAGAUAAAGACAGUAUUAAUUGUGCAAGACAAGAAGCAAUAAGAAUGGUGCGAGUGUUGACUGUUUUAAGGGAGUAUAUAAAUGAAUGUGACAGUGAUUACCAUGAAGAACGAACAAUUCUACCAAUGUCAAGAGCUUUUCGUGGUAAGCACAUCUCUCUAGUAGUUCGUUUUCCAAACCAAGGCCGACAGGUAGAAGAUUUGGAUGUUUGGUCUCAUACAAAUGAUACCAUUGGUUCAGUCAGACGUUGCAUUCUCAACCGUAUUAAAGCCAACAGUGCACAUACCAAAGUAGAAUUAUUUAUUGGAGGCGAACUGGUGGAUCCCGUAGAUGAUAGGAAAUUAAUUGGACAAUUGAAUCUAAAAGAUAAAACAUUAAUUACAGCAAAGCUUACACAGAUAAGUUCCAAUAUGCCUUCAAGCCCUGAUAGUUCCUCUGAUUCUUCUACGGGUUCUCCUGGUAACCAUGGCAAUCAUUAUAGCGAUGGUCCAAAUCCAGAAGUUGAAAGUUGCUUGCCUGGAGUUAUUAUGUCACUGCAUCCUAGAUACAUCUCAUUUCUUUGGCAAGUUGCAGACCUAGGCAGUAGUCUAAAUAUGCCAUCCCUUAGAGAUGGUGCACGUAUCCUUAUGAAAUUAAUGCCACCAGAUAAUACUACUAUAGAGAAAUUAAGAGCUAUCUGUUUAGACCAUGCAAAACUUGGUGACAGUAGCCUUAGCCCAUCCCUUGAUUCUCUGUUCUUUGGACCUUCUGCUUCACAAGUGCUAUAUCUUACAGAGGUAGUUUAUGCCUUGUUAAUGCCUGCCAAUUUGCCUCUGGGAGAAGAUGCUACUGACUUUCAGUUCAAUUUCUUAAAAAGUGGUGGCUUACCUCUCGUGUUGAGUAUGCUGACUAGAAAUAAUUUCUUGCCAAAUGCAGAUAUGGAAACAAGAAGGGGAGCCUACCUAAAUGCUUUAAAAAUAGCAAAGCUACUGCUGACUGCAAUUGGUUAUGGACACGUGAGAGCUGUGGCAGAAGCUUGUCAACCAGUUGUAGAGGGUACAAGCCCAAUGUCACCGAUCAACCAAGCGACUCAUGACCAGGCGGUGGUGUUGCAAACUGCUCUACAGAACAUUCCCAAUCCAACUUCAGAGUGCAUGUUAAGAAAUGUAGCAAUACGCCUUGCACAGCAAAUAUCUGAUGAGGCUUCAAAGUUUAUUCCUGACAUUUGUGUUAUUAGAGCAGUGCAAAAAAUAGUAUGGGCUUCUGGAUGUGGAUCAGUACAACUAGUAUUCAGCUCAAAUGAAGAUAUUAGUAAAAUUUAUGAAAAGACAAAUGCAGGCAAUGAACCAGAUUCAGAAGAUGAACAAGUUUGCUGUGAAGCACUUGAAGUGAUGACGCUUUGCUUUGCUUUAAUUCCAACUGCACUGGAUGCACUAAGUAAAGAAAAAGCAUGGCAGACAUUUAUCAUUGAUUUGUUACUGCAUUGUCACAGCAAAACUGUUCGGCAAAUGGCACAGGAGCAGUUCUUCUUAAUGGCUACCCGAUGUUGUAUGGGACAACGACCUCUUCUUUAUUUUAUAACUCUGUUAUUUACUGUGUUAGGGACUACUGCACGAGAACGUGCUAAACAUUCAGGAGAUUACUUUACUCUGUUAAGACAUCUUCUAAAUUAUGCUUAUAAUAGUAAUAUUAAUGUGCCCAAUGCUGAAGUUCUGCUUAAUAAUGAAAUUGACUGGCUUAAAAAGAUCAGGGAUGAAGUGAAAAGGACAGGAGAAACAGGUGUAGAGGAAACUAUUCUAGAAGGUCAUCUUGGAAUUACCAAAGAAUUGUUGGCAUUCCAAACUCCUGAAAAGAAAUACCACAUUGGUUGUGAAAAAGGUGGUGCUAAUCUUAUCAAAGAAUUAAUAGAUGAUUUCAUCUUUCCUGCAUCGAAUGUUUACUUGCAAUACAUGAGAAACGGAGAAUUACCUGCUGAGCAGGCAAUACCUGUCUGUAGUUCCCCGGCUACUAUUAAUGCUGGAUUUGAGCUGUUAGUAGCCUUAGCAGUGGGCUGUGUCCGUAACCUCAAACAAAUAGUAGACACUUUGACUGAAAUGUACUAUAUAGGCACUGCAAUAACAACGUGUGAAGCAUUAACAGAAUGGGAAUAUCUGCCACCUGUUGGACCACGACCACCAAAGGGAUUUGUAGGGCUUAAAAAUGCUGGAGCCACUUGUUACAUGAAUUCUGUCAUUCAGCAACUAUAUAUGAUUCCUGCCAUUAGGAAUGGAAUUCUUGCAAUUGAUGGAACAGGCAGUGAUGUAGAUGAUGACGUGUCUGGAGAUGAGAAACAAGAUGAGAGCAAUGUUGACCCACGAGAUGAAGUGUUUGGCUAUCCCCAUCCAUAUGAAGAUAAACCAACUUUAAAUAAAACAGAAGACAGAAAAGAGUACAACAUAGGUGUAUUAAGACAUCUCCAGGUCAUAUUUGGCCACUUAGCAGCAUCUAGAUUACAAUACUAUGUACCAAGAGGAUUUUGGAAACAGUUCAGACUCUGGGGUGAACCUGUAAAUCUUCGAGAACAACAUGAUGCUUUAGAAUUUUUUAACUCCUUGGUGGAUAGUCUAGAUGAAGCUUUAAAAGCCUUAGGUCAUCCAGCAAUGUUAAGUAAAGUUUUGGGAGGAUCCUUUGCUGAUCAGAAAAUCUGUCAAGGUUGCCCUCAUAGAUAUGAAUGUGAAGAAUCUUUUACAACACUGAAUGUAGACAUAAGAAAUCACCAAAAUCUACUUGACUCCUUGGAACAAUAUGUCAAAGGAGACUUACUGGAAGGUGCAAAUGCAUAUCACUGUGAAAAAUGCAACAAGAAGGUUGAUACAGUGAAACGCUUGCUGAUUAAAAAACUGCCUCCAGUUCUUGCCAUCCAGCUAAAAAGAUUUGACUAUGAUUGGGAGAGGGAAUGUGCAAUCAAGUUCAAUGAUUAUUUUGAGUUUCCACGUGAGUUGGAUAUGGAACCUUAUACUGUGGCAGGAGUAGCUAAGUUAGAAGGAGAUGAUGUAAAUCCUGAAAAUCAACUAAUACAGAAUGAACAAUCAGAAAAUGAACAUUCUGGAAGUACAAAAUACAGACUAGUGGGUGUUUUGGUGCACAGUGGUCAAGCCAGUGGUGGACAUUAUUACUCUUACAUUAUUCAAAGAAAUGGAGGAGAUGGUGAGAAAAACAGAUGGUAUAAAUUUGAUGAUGGUGAUGUAACUGAAUGCAAAAUGGAUGAUGAUGAAGAAAUGAAAAAUCAGUGUUUUGGUGGAGAAUACAUGGGAGAAGUAUUUGAUCAUAUGAUGAAACGGAUGUCCUACAGACGUCAGAAGAGGUGGUGGAAUGCUUACAUUCUUUUUUAUGAACGCAUGGACACAGUAGAGAAAGACAAUGAACUUAUAAAAUAUAUUUCAGAACUUGCAAUUACCACUAAACCACAUCAAAUUAAAAUGCCAUCUGCAAUUGAACGGAGUGUACGAAAACAAAACGUACAAUUCAUGCAUAACCGAAUGCAGUACAGCCUGGAAUAUUUUCAAUUUGUAAAAAAAUUACUGACAUGUAACAGUGUCUACCUAAAUCCCCCUCCGGGACAAGAUCAUCUACUGCCUGAAGCAGAAGAAAUUACAAUGAUAAGUGUUCAGCUUGCUGCUAGAUUUCUGUUUACCACAGGAUUUCACACAAAGAAAAUAGUUCGUGGUCCUGCCAGUGAUUGGUAUGAUGCUUUGUGCAUUCUCCUUCGACAUAGCAAGAAUGUUCGUUUUUGGUUUGCACAUAAUGUACUUUUCAAUGUUUCAAAUCGCUUCUCUGAAUAUCUUUUGGAAUGUCCUAGUGCUGAAGUAAGAGGAGCAUUUGCAAAAUUGAUAGUAUUUAUUGCACACUUUUCAUUACAAGAUGGACCAUGUCCUUCUCCUUUUGCUUCACCUGGACCUUCUAGUCAGGCAUAUGACAAUUUAAGUUUGAGUGACCAUUUGUUAAGAGCUGUACUGAAUCUUCUUAGAAGGGAAGUGUCUGAGCAUGGACGUCAUUUACAGCAAUAUUUCAACUUGUUCGUGAUGUAUGCCAACUUAGGUGUAGCAGAAAAAACACAACUUUUAAAAUUAAAUGUCCCUGCAACAUUUAUGCUUGUGGCACUGGAUGAAGGCCCGGGUCCUCCAAUCAAAUACCAGUAUGCUGAAUUGGGCAAACUAUACACUGUGGUGUCCCAACUAAUCCGCUGUUGCAAUGUGGCAUCACGAAUGCAAUCUUCUAUUAAUGGUAAUCCUCCACUUAGCAAUCCAUAUGGUGAUCCUAAUUUAUCACAACCAAUAAUGGCACUGCAGCAAAAUGUGGCAGACAUUUUGUUUGUGCGGACCAGUUAUGUGAAAAAAAUUAUAGAAGAUUGUAGUAAUUCAGAAGAGACUAUCAAAUUACUUCGUUUCUGCUGUUGGGAAAAUCCUCAGUUUUCAUCUACAGUUCUCAGUGAAUUACUUUGGCAGGUUGCAUAUUCUUACACAUAUGAACUUCGACCUUAUUUGGAUCUACUUCUCCAAAUCUUACUAAUUGAGGAUUCUUGGCAGACUCACAGGAUUCACAAUGCACUUAAAGGAAUUCCAGAUGAUCGUGAUGGGCUGUUUGAUACCAUUCAACGAUCCAAGAAUCAUUAUCAAAAAAGGGCUUACCAGUGUAUAAAGUGUAUGGUGGCUCUCUUCAGCAACUGUCCUGUGGCGUAUCAAAUUUUACAGAGCAAUGGAGAUUUGAAGAGAAAAUGGACCUGGGCAGUAGAGUGGCUUGGAGAUGAGCUAGAACGUCGGCCUUACACUGGCAACCCACAGUAUACAUACAAUAACUGGUCUCCACCAGUACAGAGUAAUGAAACAUCAAAUGGUUACUUUCUGGAGAGGUCUCACAGUGCGAGAAUGACUCUUGCAAAGGCUUGUGAACUGUGCCCCGAAGAGGAACCAGAUGAUCCAGAUGCUCCUGAUGAGCAUGAAUCUUCUCCACCAGAAGAUGCUCCAUUGUACCCCCAUUCACCUGGCACCCAGUAUCAACAGAAUAACCAUGUGCAUGGACAACCAUAUACAGGGCCUGCAGCACACCAUAUGAACAAUCCUCAGCGAACUGGCCAACGAGCACAAGAAAAUUAUGAAGGCAGUGAAGAAGUUUCACCACCUCAGACAAAAGAAUAGUGAAAAUGCACAUAAUUAACUUGCUCCAUCAAGACUGUGCACCCAGGCCUUACAGUCCAACUUUUCUCUGUGUCUGGCUGAAAAACUAUUCCUAAUCAACAUGGAGUGAAGAGUCUAUUCACUGUCUUAUCUGCAGAAAAUUGCUGUCAAUAUAUAACCUGCCUGCAGUGGAAAGUGUAUAGUGUUUUGUAAUAAAUGGCCUGAUGCUAAUGUGUAAAUGGCAAAGGUGUAUAUAGUAUAUUAAUGUUUGACUGUUAAUUCUUAAACAAGAAACUUUUUUUGUCUUGAAUGAGACUCACAGAUCUACAACAAUUAAUUUCUUGAUAUAUCAGCUGCUCUCUACAACCAGUGUUGCCUGCCUAAUGGCAGUUAAAUCAACUCCACUUCUUACCCUUGCCCCACCCAAAAAGUAAGCCUCUUCAUGUCAACCAGAAAAAAUACUUUCAUAUAAUUCUUUGCCACUGGAGUCCAUUUUACUAUGAGCAUCAUAAUGACUGGUAACCUUUUAAUUCUUUGGUUGAUGUGGAAAAUUGGUGAUAUACCUUGUUUCUAGGUCUUUUUCCAUUGCCUUUUCCAUUCUGGUAUUCAGUUAAUCACUUGAAGCUAUAGUUAAGCUGUAACAUUUAGCAUGGCUUCACACCAAGUUAGAGUAGCCAGUGAGGAAAGAAAAUUUCAGUUGUCCAAAACGACAACUGCUGUUUAAACCUUUUCUUCAGACACCUGGGUUAUAAAACACGAAGGGAGGGUUGGGCAAAGUGGCUGAUGUUUUUCAGUUGUACUUACGUUCCUCACAUCUGAUGUUUGACAGUUCUAUCUCUGGAUGGGGUGAAAAAAAAAACAUUUAGUUUUCAGUAAUAGGAAAUUUAAAAAAAAUUAAACAAAUAUGCAAAUUUUGCUACGCCAGGAUGCCUGGAGCAUAAGAGACUAUUUGGUGUGCUUGUUUUGUUUCUUCAAUAGAGCUUAUUUGAUAAAACUUCUAAUACUUUCCUUUAUACUGCACUGCAGUGAAGUGGAAGUCAACAAAAUCACACAAUACUUGUGAGUGCCACUGCACCAAGUUAACUUGCUGAUUUUCUGCUCAUGCACAAUUCUACUUGAAAGCAAGAAUUGUCUUAGCUCUAUAUCCAUUAUAAGAGAAAUCUUAACCUUAGGAGCAGGGUUUGAUUAAAGUAAAUAAACUACUGGUUAGUCAAAUAUAAACCCAAAGUAUCUCUGUUCCAGAGUAAACAUUUGUUUAAAGACUUCAAGAAACUCAUCAGUAAAUACUGUAUUUAAAUUAAAAAUUGGUAACUUGAAUGUGUGUAAUUAUUUUGGAACCUUUCAAAAAAACCAAAUACCCCCUGCAAACAGAUACAGCCCACCCUAUACUAUUUAAAUAUUUGCUGUUUUAUUUUACAGAAAUUUAUUUUGCUGAAUUCACAAAUAGAAUUUGAUUUAAGAAGACUAUUUUUGUCCUGUGGUAUGUGUGUGGUUUUUUUUUUAAACAGAAUGCACAGGUAGUUGAAUUCUGUGCACUAUACUGAAUUCUGGAACAAAAGUCACAGUGAGAUUUGGUGGACAGAAAUUUGACCCUUUACAAAGAAUAAAAAAAGAAACCUGUCAGUUUCUUAAUGUGACUAUCUUGUACUUUUUGUAUGUUUUAUAUGUACAUAUAUAUUUAAUGAGCACAAGCUUUCUGGUAUUUUUAUUAAGUUAUAAUACAAACUGCUGCUUAUCAAAUUUAGGAUUUAUAGUUGAAAUAAGUAAAAUGAGGAAAUCACAGAUUUCUUUUGCAAUUUAGUGUAACUAGAGUCUUAACACAUUUUUAUUCUAGGUAACAGUGUUCAUGUUACCGUUCCAGGUUUGCUCUAAUAUAUUGUUAUGUUUUAAUAGCAUUUUCUUAGAUUGGUUAACAACAUUUGACUGAAGCUUUACCCAUCUAUCUGGGUAAAUUUACUACUAGUUUAAACAAAAUAAUACUCUGAUUUUGUGUUAGAACCUCAAGCAAUCCCUUAGUCCAUCAUUUAUUGUUAGAUGUUAUUUCAAAGACUCUUUUUGCCUUUCAAAACAAGAUAGUUCUUACUUCAGCCUUGGAGGUGGGGAGUGGGGGAAGCAAGUGUGACACAAUUGUGGAACAAUGGUUCACAAUGCUGUAUGUUUUUUACCCUCCAUGGGGGACCAUGUUUUCAAAUGUUCAGCUUAGGGUUCUUUCUAUAAACUUUACGGAAAACUGUAUGAGAGUAUGGUUAAUUAGAAGUCAAUGGUAGCAGAAACAUGAGAAUUAUUUUUGCUUUUGGCAAAAUGUUAGAUUUAUUCCUUUUAAAAUGUUCUACGCAGUAAUUUAUGCUUCUGUCAGUAUGGCAACAAUAGCUUCAAAACUGUAAUUUUAUUACCUCAAUAUUGAUGGCACACAUUAAAACCAAGUCCUCAAAGUGCCUAAAUGUUUGAUUUUACUUUUACUUUUAUUAUUGAAUUCUGUUUUUUGUUUUUAACACCUAAGGAGAAACUGCUGUCUUCCAUAAAAGUCAUUCACCUAAUGUUAAUCUUACCUUUUAAAAAAUAAUUUUAAGAUUCAAACAAAAGUAAGUUGAACAGCUGUAGAGAAAAAUAGCAAUUUUCUUAUCAGAAUGUAUUUAUAAAAAUAGCUUUCAUUUUUAUAGGACCAAUGCUGUAUACGUAUAACUCUUUAUCACUGAGCUCCAUGAAUACUAAAUGUUUUGUUUUAGUAUUCUCACUGCUAAAUUCUAACCUAAUUAAAUAAGUAUGCAUGGCUGCCAGCUUGCUGUUUUUUUAAUGUAUUUUCACUUUUAAAUGCCAAAAGUCACAGGAACCUCAUUCAUUAAAAAACAAAACAAAACUAGAUUCUAAUCUUUAGCAGUUUUGGGAAAUAAUGGUAAGCAUGAUUGCAAUGAUCUCUGGAAUAAAAGCAGGAUGUAAAAAAAUAUCCAAAAUAGAAUUUUAAGCCUCAUAAUUCUUAAGUUCCAUAAUGUAGUUGGUUUUUAGAAUUAGCUUUAGAAAUGCAUGUAUUGAUUUGCUUUUCAGACAGAAUUACUUAGAAAUAAUUAUAUAGAGAAUGUGUAUAUAUUGAGAUAACUUUUGAAUGUCCUUUGUUCAUAAGUGAAUUAAAAACAGUAUUUGAAAUAGUCAGUGUAGUGUUAAGAAUAAAAUAGUUUUUCUUUCCUCUUUUGGCACACUUAGAAGAAUACAUGAUCUUUCCACAGCUGUACAGGUAUUCUUAAAUGAAGUUGCACUUUAAAAACAAGCUGCAAAAUGUUUGUGUUAGGUUUCAUGUUUCAUGAAAAGCAUAUUCCCUAGGUGGAAUAAUCUGAAGAAUUAUCCCAAUAACACUCCUGUGUGUUUCAUUGGAGCUUGAUCAAAAUACUGUUUUGUUUUUCAGAUAGUCCUAGUGUUCACUAAUCUCCGUGUACUGUUUAUAAAAAAAAUAGUAAUAUUACCAAAUGUUAUAUGGCUAAAUGUUUGUGCUAUAUAAAAUAGAUCGUUACGGAUGUUGUUAACACAGAUUGUGCUAGGAUUCACAUUCAUAAAAACUAUUUUACCAACAAACAAAAA
Molecule: messenger RNA, 12546 nt
Organism: Pseudonaja textilis
Lineage: Eukaryota; Metazoa; Chordata; Lepidosauria; Squamata; Elapidae
Source: RefSeq, a predicted model, not a curated record